Messenger RNA from Heterostelium album PN500, 636 nucleotides. RefSeq lists its product as uncharacterized. NCBI's taxonomy places the organism in Eukaryota, Evosea, Eumycetozoa, Acytosteliales, Acytosteliaceae. The transcript is spliced from 3 exons. Gene Ontology annotation, cellular component: condensin complex; nucleus. The record is from RefSeq and is a predicted model, not a curated record. Gene Ontology annotation, biological process: mitotic sister chromatid segregation. Bases 1 to 636 code for a protein of 211 amino acids.
AUGGAGAAGUUAAAGAAUAGAUUAUUCAAAGCGAUCGAAACCAAUGGAGCUGCAGGUGAAUUCUCAAAGUUGGCAGCUCCCAAGUCGGAGGAGAUGAAUAUGACAGAGUUUUUAACGUGGUUACCCAGUAAGCACCAUGAGAGUCUAUUCGAUUCACUCUUAAACAAUAAGUUGAUACCGUUGAUCGAAGAGGAACUACUGGUACCAUCGACAGAGGAUCAAGACAUCGAUAGCAACACCUCCAAGACGAUAUUGAUCGAUUCACUCAAGAGUUUCGAAUCUAUCAUCCACAUUUGUCAUUGCUAUAUAAAGAUCAAAGAGAAUACCAAUCCACCAGAGCAACUCUUUCAAAUAGCAACAAUAUUUCACAGUUUAUUAUUACCAAUGUUAAAUUUACAGAUGCAAAUCGAAUCAACCCAGUUGUUUUCAAAAGAUAUACUUUUGAGACUAUCGAAAUUAUAUGGAAAGAUUGCCAAUGAAAUAUCAUUGCUUUGUGAAAUCUGGUUCAAACAAGAUCGUCCCAACAAAGAGGAACUCGUUCCUCAAACCAUUGGUUAUCUUGUUCAGAAAGCUUUUGAAUCUACAGUUGUCGCUGGCAUGGCGUGCCGCUACCGGACCGUUUCUGCUGCGCAUUGA